CCGGCCCUCCGGCCGGUGCCCGGGCCUAUGGGCCCGAGGCCCUGUCGCGCAGUCUUUACUAGUUCCAGACGCGGUGGCGGCGGCGGUGGCUGCUGCUGCUGCUGCUGCUGCUCUUGCUGCCGCUUGGUCCUCCUGCCGCAGCCUGUCACCGUCACCCCGGAGCCGCUGCGCUGAAGCAGAUAUGCCGCCGCCGCCCGGCCGGGGUCUGCUUUGGCUCGGCCUAGUCCUGGGCUCCGUCUGCGCCGCCCUGCAGUCCGCGGCGCAGGCCAGCUCCGCCACAGAUGCUCUGAAUGUCCUUCUCAUCGUCGUGGAUGAUCUGCGCCCUUCCUUGGGCUGUUAUGGGGAUAAGCUAGUGAGGUCUCCUAAUAUUGACCAGCUGGCAUCCCACAGCCUCGUCUUCCAGAAUGCCUUUGCCCAGCAAGCAGUGUGUGCCCCGAGCCGUGUGUCCUUCCUCACCGGGAGGAGACCCGACACCACCCGCCUGUAUGACUUCAACUCCUACUGGAGGGUGCAUGCUGGAAACUUCUCUACCAUCCCCCAGUACUUCAAGGAGAAUGGCUACGUGACCAUGUCGGUUGGAAAAGUCUUUCACCCUGGUAUAUCUUCUAAUCACAGUGAUGAUUCUCCAUAUAGCUGGUCCUUUCCACCUUAUCAUCCCUCUUCCGAGAAGUAUGAGAACACUAAGACGUGCCGGGGAGAAGACGGAGAGCUCCAUGCCAACCUGCUUUGCCCUGUGGAUGUGGCGGAUGUGCCUGAGGGCACUUUGCCCGACAAACAGAGCACUGAGCAAGCCAUACGAUUGUUGGAAAAGAUGAAAAUGUCAGCCAGUCCUUUCUUCCUUGCUGUUGGGUAUCAUAAGCCGCACAUCCCCUUCAGAUACCCCAAGGAGUUUCAGAAGUUGUAUCCAUUGGAGAACAUCACCCUGGCUCCUGAUCCCCAGGUCCCUGAUGGCCUUCCCCCUGUGGCCUACAAUCCCUGGAUGGACAUCAGGCAGCGGGAGGACAUCCAAGCCUUAAACAUUAGUGUGCCCUAUGGCCCAGUUCCUGUGGACUUUCAGCGGAAAAUUCGCCAGAGCUACUUUGCCUCUGUUUCCUAUUUGGAUACACAGGUCGGCCGCCUUUUGAGUGCUUUGGAUGAUCUUCAGCUGGCUAGCAGCACGAUCACUGUAUUGACUUCAGAUCACGGGUGGGCUCUAGGUGAACAUGGAGAAUGGGCCAAAUACAGCAAUUUUGAUGUUACUACCCGUGUGCCCCUGAUGUUCUAUGUUCCUGGAAGGACAGCUUCUGUUCCAGAGGCAGGCAAGAAGCUUUUCCCUUACCUGGACCCUUUUGAUUCUCUCUCAGAGCUGAUGGAUCCAGGCAGGCAAGCCAUGGACCUCGUGGAACUCGUGUCUCUCUUCCCCACACUUGCUGGACUUGCAGGACUGCGAGUUCCUCCUCGCUGCCCUCGUCCUUCAUUUCAUGUUGAGCUGUGCAGAGAGGGCCGAAACCUGCUGAAGUAUUUUCGAUUCUAUGACUUGGAAGAGGAUCCGUACUUCCAUAGUAAUCCCCGUGAGUUGAUUGCCUAUAGCCAGUAUCCCCGGCCUGCAGACUCCCCUCAGUGGAAUUCUGACAAGCCAACUUUAAAAGAUAUAAAGGUCAUGGGCUAUUCUAUACGCACAAUAGACUAUAGGUAUACUGUAUGGGUUGGCUUCAAUCCUGAUGAAUUUCUGGCCAACUUUUCUGACAUCCAUGCAGGGGAACUGUAUUUUGUGGGUUCAGACCCACUGCAGGAUCACAAUAUGUAUAAUGAUUCUCAAGGUGGAGAACUUCCCCGAUCAUUGAUGCCUUGACUUUUACCAACCACAGAAGGCAAAUAUCAUGUGCUUUAAGUUAGAGCUGGGUAUUUUGUAAUUACCCAUAAUAUUGGAAGUAACCUGAGGGGUAGGUAACCAAAACAUGCAAAAACAAUUUGGCCUAAGAAUAUGUAACACCCAAACCUUUUCAUUGUCUUUAUUAAUUUAUAAUUGGUAAUUGGUCUAGGGCUGGGCUGCACCUUUUUUGUCCUUUUUUUUAAAAACAGUCAUAGCGUAUUUAUUGCAUGAGUAAAUAGCAAGAGAACAAACUAAAAUUAUGUCAUACCUUUGGAUAUAAGAACCAUAAUAACCAAACAUAACACUAUAUGCAAGAAAUACUUUAUUUGUGGAAUUUAGUGCACUUCAAAAGUAACCAUAUCAAAUUAGGUCCCACAGUAAGUUCCUGGUUAUUUCGUUUAUAUUUUAAUAAUAUGUCUUAUGUAGCCCACUAUAUUCAAAAUAUGAGUAUUAUGUCAAAAUAUAAUCCAUGUUUCUUUUUCAAAUAUAAAGUUAAUAAUAAUGCUAGAAGUUGGCAUCUAAAAUUCUAGCUUUAAUUUUUGUUUCUAAGACCACAGGAUUUCAAAACCCAAAGAUAAAAUAUGUAUGAAGUGAUGAAUAUGGAAUUUCUACACCAAAUAAUAAGUAAUGCUCAGUAAACUAGAGACAUGAGAUGUGUGGAAAAUUUAGUUAAAAUUUUUCAGAUACUUUCUGGCCCAAAUAAUUUGUUAGCAUAUAAUAUGACCCUUGAACUCAAUGGCCAUGUAUUAAAAGACCGUUAUUCACAAUGAAAAACACUUAGAAUUGUAACUGUAUCCAUAGAUUGAAUCACUCAAAAUCAUAUUAGUGUUCUUCUUUAGGGAAAGUUGGUUGCAGACAUUCAUUUAUCCAGGAGGCAGAAAUAUUCUACUUUUAAUUGCUUAUUAAAGAAAACAUAAUUUUAUUAAAUUCUAAAUUAUUUUGAGGAUUGUGAAAACUUUUUAUCAAGAUAAUGUUAGGUAAUUUUCAGUCCCCCCGAAUGUAGUUUAUAUACUCCCUAAAUAUGAAAGUAACCAGAAAGGCAGGUGGUAGUAAGAAGCUUUGUCUGUAUCAUCUUAAAAGGGAAGGUAUGUUUACAACUCAUAUUUAUAACACAUUGAAGCUGAUCAAUUAUCAGCAGUCAUCAGAAGAGUCAGCAGCUUUCUAAAUAAACAUCUAAUGAAGUCCGGUAUCAAAAUAAGUAUUUUUUUUUAGUAAUUUUCUUUUUACAAAAGCUUCAGUGUUUCAAGGCAAAUGUUUAUGAAACAGUAUACAGCAAAUUAGAUCGUGACUGUAGUGUGUUAAAUUAUAACCAAAAAGACAAGAUAUUAUGUUAAAGUCAGUAAAAUUUCAAAGAUCUUUUAAAAAAACUGAUUCGUCUAUGAUAGGUGUGUAUAUGGUACCACAGUGAUCUUCUAAGCAGUUAUGACACUAACUUCUGGCAGCAGCAAUUUCUGCUUGAGGAGGGAAAGGCCCUCUUCAUGUCUCCUGAUCCUAGACAGUUUCCCUCAGCUUUUUCUUUCUCAUUCUUCAUCCUCUUUAUUGUUCUCUCACAUUCACUCUGAUUUUUACAAUACAAUCUGUAAAUUCCUCAUGACAUAUUUUCACAGUGUAUUUAGCUUUAUCUCCUACUCCACACUUAGAAUGAUAAGUUUUAACACAGGUUUUUAUCACACAUCUAUUUGUUGCUCCUGGUGGGCUACAAUAUGUGCACCUCAUUUUUCUCACUUUAUUUCUUGAAGCACAGUCUUAGUAUCAAAAAGCUCCAAAUUCUGCUCUUGAUGAAGUUGUCAGCCGAACUGUGCUGGAUGAGAGUAAAGUGACAGGCACCUGUGAUGUGCAGCUGCCGUUUUAGCAGUAAGUCUGUGAUGCUUUCUUCCAGCUGCAUUUUCUUCUUCACCUGUGUGACUGAAGCUGCAUCUAGGUCUGCAUUGGCUGCUUCUGUGUGUUGAUUUGUCUCUGCUGGAAGUGCUUCUGUCUUGUCUUUUCUACGUGAGGGUGUAGCCCCAGAAUACUUCAGCUCUCCAUAGGUUUUAGUUUUCCUUGGCCUUCUUUUACAGAUCUCUCCUUUUAGAAGCAAAGGCUGCAUUUCAUAUUCAGUGUCAUGUUCUUCUAAAUCAUCUUAACGAGUUAUAAUUGGUUUUUGUGUCUUUGACACUGAACCCAAUUUAGAGCCAUUUUUGUUUUCCUUUUGCACGUGUCUGACACACAUUGGAUUGAGCAGCCACUUUCUGGUUUUCCAAUAUCAAAGCUAACCAAGUUCCUUAUCUUGACUCAGCUUAGAGAAACCACAUCUCUGUUGGUUCAUAUAUCCUUUCCCUGAUCCCACUGAGCUGGUCAUAUCUGGACUGGUUCUCAGAAACUUUAUUUGUAGAAGUCCCCAUUUCACUUGAACAGGGGUUCUUUUCUAUGUUUUUGUUGAAGCCAGAACUAGUGAUCCCCAGACAUUUUGAAUGGCUCUAGUUCAGUGGCUCAAUAACAUGAGGGAGGAUCAGGACCACCCCCACCCCAAGCACUCACUGAAACCUGGCGGGCUGGGCCCUGCCUGAGAGGUUCUGAUUCAGCAGGGCUGGGUGGGGCCUGUAAUUUGCACUGCUUACAAACUCCAAUGUGGUGCUGCUGGUCCACAGACCACGCCUUGAGAACCACUGCCCUAGGUCUGUGCUGUCUAUGUGGUAGCCACUAUGUACAUGUGACUAUUUAAAAUUAACUAAAAUGAAAUAAAAAUUUAAAAAGAUGUUUCUCAGACACACUUGCCAUAUUUCAAGUUCUAGGUAGCCACAGAUCUAGAACAUUUCCAUCAUGACAGAAAGCUUGAUUGGACAGAGCUGAACUUCAUUAACUCUGGAUUUGAGCUGAAUCCACUGGCUGUUGGCCAGUUCCACCUGUGAGAUGUCUCUCUGCCCUGUGUUUGCCCACAGACUUGUCCAGAGGUGAGCAAAGUAUAUUCGGUUUAAGUGUAGAGUAGGGAGUUGACUAUGGCAAUCAGCCCGUUCCUCUGCAUUCACAUCACCACUGACUCAGUCCUUCCCCCUUCCUUCCCAAGUACUUUACCUACCCUCCUCGCUCCUCCCUUGCUCCUAACGGAAUCCAAGUGUCUUCCUAAAAUGCCUCUUUGAUCCUGCCCUUUGAGAACACCUUCAGUGCCUACUACUGGGUCUAUGUAGACCUCUGCUGAGCAGUCAGAGUCUUCCCUGACUCCACGAUGCCCCUUUCCUUGGCUGACCAGUUUGCCUACUGGUCCCUGACUCUCCCUUGCCUGUCCCUGCCUCCCUGCCCACUCCUAGGUAUCCCCUCCUCUCUGCACCCACCCAUUCAUAACCAUUCUUCACAGCCCACCUCCCAUGCCCCCACCUCCAGGAGGCUGAGGGUUUUGUGACUCCUUACACUAUAUUGUGGGGUGAAAUGAACGUUUCUAAAGAAUCUUGAAGUAAGGUAAACACCUUACUUCAAAAAAGGUUUUUUCUCUAAUUAUAAAAUUGAUGUGUUAAUUAUAGAAAAACUGGAAAACAGAAAUGUAGUACAAGGUAAGAAAAUCCGUGAAUAUUUUACCCUGAGAUAGUCACUUAAUAUCUUGUCUUUUUGGAGUAUGAAGUUUUUACAUUGUUGUGAUCACACUAUGUUCUUUAUCAUGCAGUUUAUGUUCUUACUCUUGUGCUAAGUAUUAUGUGUGGUUAUUACAGAUUUUUGUAAAGAUACUUUACAUUGGUGGUAGUGUGUUUAAUGUGUAAUUUUAUUGCAACUUACUUAACUUUCUUCCAGUUUUUAGAAAUAUAGAUUAUUUCCGAAUUUUCAGUAUUAUAAAUAAUGCUGUGAUGAUCACCUUUGUGAAUAAAAAUCUUUUUACGUGUUUCUGAUUAUUCCCUCAGGUUAGUCUCUCAGUGCCACGUUGUCACAAAUAUCUCCAUUUUGCUCCCUUUCUUACUCUCUUCCUACUUGUAGAUAGGAAAGCCAAAAAUAAACAAGCAUACAAAUAAAAAUCAUAAAGCAGGAAAAAAAAAAAAAACACAAAAAACAAAACCGUGCCCUACGGUAAUAGGUGAAAAUGGUAUCCUGUUUUAACUUCUAAUUCUUUGCUUAUUGGUGACCUUGAUCAUUGUUCUCUCUGUACGAUUGUUGGGCAUUUGUGUUUCCAGUUGUGUGAAUAUGCCUUUAAUAAAUUUUGGUUAUGAUUCUCACUUUUUAAAGUAAUCAAAUAAAUGAACUUUUCCUGUGUGAUAUUAUUUUCCCAUCUUUUCCUGUUAAACAUGGAGACCCCUCACCAAUCUGGAGAUUGAAUAAAAUUCAUUUUCCUUUUCA
Molecule: messenger RNA, 6148 nt
Organism: Cynocephalus volans (Philippine flying lemur)
Lineage: Eukaryota; Metazoa; Chordata; Mammalia; Dermoptera; Cynocephalidae
Gene: IDS
Product: iduronate 2-sulfatase
Exons: 9
Coding region: 182-1831 (549 amino acids)
Cellular component (GO): cytoplasm
Molecular function (GO): iduronate-2-sulfatase activity
Source: RefSeq, a predicted model, not a curated record